Molecule: messenger RNA, 1584 nt
Organism: Phragmites australis (common reed)
Lineage: Eukaryota; Viridiplantae; Streptophyta; Magnoliopsida; Poales; Poaceae
Exons: 10
Coding region: 77-1168 (363 amino acids)
Cellular component (GO): cytoplasm
Source: RefSeq, a predicted model, not a curated record
GAAAAAGGAAAAAGAAAGGUGCAGUUACACGUUGCAGCUUUGCCCUUUCUCUCGUCUCUCAGCGGCGGCGGCGGCCAUGGAGGACAACGACGACUGCCCUCCCCUCGCCGUCGAGCUCCCACCGCAGGAGCCAUCCCCUCCAGCGCCAGCUUACUCCGCUGCCUCGCCAGUUGGCGUCACCGUCAUCACCGGCUACCUCGGGGCUGGCAAGUCCACGUUAGUCAACUACAUUUUGAAUGAGCAACAUGGGAAGAGAAUUGCCGUAAUACUAAAUGAGUUUGGAGAGGAAAUUGGAGUUGAAAGGGCAAUGAUCAAUGAGGGGCAAGGUGGUGCACUCGUCGAGGAAUGGGUGGAGCUGGCAAAUGGAUGCGUCUGUUGCACUGUAAAACACAACCUGGUUCAAGCACUAGAGCAGCUUGUGCAGAGAAAGGAGAGAAUGGAUCAUAUAUUACUUGAGACAACGGGAUUGGCUGAUCCUGCACCACUUGUCUCUAUUCUUUGGCUGGACGAUCAAUUGGAGUCAUCAAUUAGACUUGAUUCUAUCAUCACGGUUAUUGAUGCAAAAAACUUUAGGCUUCAGAUUGAUGAGCACAAAAACUCUUCCUCAUUCCCCGAAGCCUUUCAUCAAAUUGCAUUUGCGGAUGUUGUGAUAUUGAACAAAAUUGACCUAGUGAAAGACUGUCUUGAGGAUUUGGAAAGGCACAUUUAUGACGUAAAUGCUCUGGUUACAGUAGUGCAGUCUAUACGGUGCCAGGUUGACUUGAGUACAGUAUUUAAUCGGCAAGCGUAUGGUGCCAAGAAUUUGUCGCAUCUGCAAGAACUUCUGGAUUACAGUAAAUCAGUGCCACCUAGCCUCCGGCAUGACAACAGUAUUUCCACCUUGUGCUUCCAAGAACAAGAUCCAGUUUACUUGCCUAAGGUGGAAUCUUGGCUUGAGGAUCUUCUUUGGGAAAAGAAAUCUAAUAUGGAUAUAUAUCGUUGCAAAGGGAUUCUACAUAUCCACAACUCUGACCAAGUUCAUACAUUACAGGCAGUGAGGGAAGUCUAUGAGAUUGUGCCGGCUCGAGAAUGGUCUGAGGCACAGUCUCGCGUGAACAAGAUAGUUUUCAUAGGCCGCAAUCUGGAUAUCGAUGUUCUUCGAGAUUCAUUCAGUGGUUGCAAGUGCUGAUAAUGAUUUUUUGUUUGUCUUGUACAAUGUACAAGGUACCUUCGUGUUUGUGUAACAAACUGAAGAAACCCAUAUGGCCAAUGCUUGGAUGAAUCUUGUAUAGUUCCCAAAUUUAUACUUUAUCAAUGGAGAAUCUUCAACAGAUGGGAAGCAACUUGCAACGCCAACAUUAAGAGAGGAAAACUGCUGGUUUUAUUUAUUGUAUCACCUUGGUAGCUCCUCUCUGAAGCACCAUGGUUGCUGAGCUUUGUUCCUGCUCAAUGGCAAAUGCAACCUUGUUCAGUUGUGGAAGAGUCAUGUAUCUAGUGAUAAGAUUUUGUACUUUGUGGUAUGAAUUUAGUUCGAGUAAUAUGCGAACCGUUCAACAACAUUUUGAUUACUGAACAAUAACAUAGCGGCAGUGCCGCAGUGGCGAA